Gymnodraco acuticeps is the source of this 3320-nucleotide messenger RNA. RefSeq names its product reticulophagy regulator family member 3 (gene retreg3). The record is from RefSeq and is a predicted model, not a curated record. Gene Ontology annotation, biological process: reticulophagy. The coding region runs from base 119 to 1606 and encodes 495 amino acids. The transcript has 10 exons. Lineage: Eukaryota; Metazoa; Chordata; Actinopteri; Perciformes; Bathydraconidae.
UUCUGAUUGGACUGCUGUCUCAGAAAAACAGGUUACGCCAUAUUGUCAGAAUCCGAAGAGCCUUUCACUUCUGUAAAAAUGACAAAAUAGCUGAUUUGAUCAUCUGUAGACAGCUAAGAUGGAGCACAUUGGGGCAAUGGAAGGUGCACCCUUGGAUGAUGGCUCUGCCCAGCAGGGGUCAAAUAUUUGCAUGCGAAGUCGACCAUGCUCGAGCGAGAGAGACGGCCAGGUGCGGGCUGUCAAAGCCGCUCUCCAGUCCAGGCUGGGGCCCUACGAGCCCGUGCUGACCUACCUACAGUCCGUCCUGGUGUGGGAGAGACCCUUACAGUGUGUGCUUAUCUACACGGUGGUCAACGUGGUGUUCUGGUUCUUCGCCCUGACCUCGCUGCGCCUGCUGUUCCUGCUGGCUUUUGGUCUGGCUCUGAUUGUCACUGUUGAUACCUGGAGAAAUCAAAUCUGGCCAGAGAUUAGAGUUAGAAACCUGGAAGAACCAGAAAAUGAAAGCUGGGGUCUGGUGCAGCCUGGCGUCCUCAGCGUGCCUGAACUGUGCCACCACAUCGCUGAGGCCUGGGUCAGUGGAGCUGUGUUCACAUCCAGUGUGGUGCAGUUCAAACAACAUUACCCCGGCAAGUUCUGCCUCCUGACCUGUGGCGUGUUCACCUGCCUGGCUGGGGUUGGACGCUACAUUCCUGGAUUAGUGCUCUCCUACUCUGCCUUAUGGGCUUCUCUCCUCGCUCCUCUGGGAGCCUAUUACAGGAUUUUUCAGCAUGUGUGUGUGAAGCUGGAUCCGGUCCUGCAGCGACUGGACUUCAGUGUUUGUGGGUUCAUGAUGUCCAAGCCUAUUGAUAAUCAGUUCCUGCGGAGGCCUCUCCGUGGCCCCUCAGGGGAAGACAGUGACAGCGAGGAGGAGUUGGCUGCUUUCUGCCCAACGUUUGAUGAUGCUAUUGUUGCAAAAGAACUGGCGAUGACUGAUUCUGAGCACUCCGAUGCUGAGGUGUCCUACACUGAUAAUGGGACCUUUAACCUAUCUCGUGGGCAGACCCCACUCACAGAGGGCUCUGAGGAUUUUGACAGGCACAGUGAUGCUGAGGAGUCCUUUGCUCAGGACCUCCAAGACUUCCCCUCCAUAAACCCUGACGCCACUCUGAUGGACGACGACGAGGACACGAGCAUCGGUCUGCCCAGCCUGGCCAUGUCUGGGCUGGCUAGUUACCGCGCCUCGGUGAUGGACGCCCAUCUGGACUCUGAUCAGGAGGAUCUGGAUGAAGAGCUUUCUCUCAGCGGCCUGCCACCUGCCUCUGAUUUCGCCGGGGACUUGGCCGGAGUCAUCGCCAGCAACAUGAUCCAGGCAGCUCUGGCCGGGGCGCUGCAACCUCGGCCCCCUGCCCCCCGCCGCAGAGAAGGCCCUCCACGGGCUGGAGCCCGCCGGAGCUACCGUAAGCAGUCUAGCUCUGAGCUCGACACAGACUUGGACGGAGAGGACUUUGAAAUGCUGGAUCAGUCUGAACUGAACCAGAUGGACCCCCUCGCAGGAGGAGGGGGUAGUAGACGGGGGGAGAGCCAGGGGUCUAACUUCUUGUCUAACUUUCUGGGUAAACCACAGUAAAGUGUGUGUUUAUGAGUGUGUGUGUGUGUGCGAGUGUGUCUUUAUGUCAAGUGCAACUUCCUGAGCAGUUUUCAUGUGUGAGAGAGCAUUUAAGGUUCCAGCAGCCCUGCUUCUGAUUAGCAUCAGUUAUCACUGUGAAGAACCUGAUUCUUAUUUGUAUCUUCUCAAACUCUGUUCUCCCGUACUUUCAAACCCUGAUCAUCCAGAAAAUAUUUCAUUUGUAGGCUGAGCAAUAGCAAAUGCCACAACAAACCUAAACCCCAUUCGAACAUUAAACAAACCAGCAUUAUUGAGGCUUGUUGCAGAAUUGUGAUUAGCGGCACCUUGUCUAUAAUGUCUGUAAAUACAGAACAACAGUGCCCAUAACAUCUUACAGGGCUAUUCAACAUGGGACCAAACAUGACAUUCCUGUUGGUUAGGUUGAGCCAUGCUACUAUGAUAAUGACAUUAUUGUACAGCAAUACAUGUUCAAGUUGUUUUGUCAUUUGUGAAAGAUAAAUUAACCCCUCAUUGGCUUUCAUCAAAUGUGACAAAGGAGCAGCAGUUCAUGUUGCUGUUGAUGUUAGUGCUCUGCUGUCCUUAAAAGUGAUUUGGCCAUGCUCUUUUACAAUAUUUCAGGUUUACAGAUUUGAAUUAACCGUUUUUAAACACUUUUCAGUUGUUGUGGAUUUAGACAGCUAUCCUCUUCCAUGAUAAUUAAUAUUAGGAUAAAGGUUUUAAGUUCUCCUUUAUGAUUUUCUUUCCUGCUGUCUAACAUAUGAAGGCAUCUCAAUGUAUUUUUGUUAGCUUAUUUAAUUUAAAAAAAAUCACCCCUUACAGUCUUAAGAUAUCUGUCCUGGAGGAACUCUUGGUCUUAGGUUUGUUGUUUAUUUUAUUUAAAGUUUUUUUUUCCCAGGUCUGUUUCUUUUUCUGUGCAAGUUCAGAAUCCUUUUGCUGUUUUCCUGCCCUUUAAUACAGCUCGAUAAUAUAUGAUGUCCAUGUUUAAUACCUUUGUGUGUUUGUUGUCUUUUUUAAAGUAAUGUUUAAACAAAUGUCCUAUCUUUUAUCAUCCUUGAAUUUCAUGUAGUUGACAGUCAUGCUGCAUUUUUUUUUUUAGGAGAAAACAAUCAAGUAUUAUUCAAUUCAUGAAUAUUUUAAUAGGGAAACAUGUUUACAUCAAAAUUGAUAAUAGAAAUGUAUCCUGUUAGAAUGUAAAGGUUUAACGUGGCUGUGUGCUGGUCAGCCUGAUUUUCUUUUUGAUAGACAAAUCAUAUCACUUUACUGCGGAAAUGGCACUUAAAACUUAAAUGAGCCACAGUUGAAUUGUAUUUAAAUGCAUGUAUCAAAAAGUGAGCAAUUGCUGGGAUUUUAAUGGCUGAAAACAUUUCUUUAAAUGCGUUAUUUUGAGAGGGAAAUCAUAGUUGCAGAUGAGAAGUUGGCAUAUAAAACGGCUGGAUCCACAUUUAUGGGGGUGAAGUAAAACAAUUGUGCACUGAUAGAUACUUGCUUGGAUUUUAGGGUGAAAGAAGAAGAAGAAGAAGGAGGAGGAGGAGAAGAAGUUAGUCUUAGUUGUCUGACUUGGUUUUGCCACCUCAGUUAAACAGAAUGUUGCUCAUCGCUGCUCCAUGAAGAGUCUGUUCCUCAGUUUGAUAAUGUAACGUGCAUAGUAGUAUAUGUUCUUCUCUGUAACUGGUUUUGAUGUGAGAAUCGUAUUGAAUAAAAUGUUUGCAAUUAA